CUUCUCCGGCGACGACGACGACUCCCGCUCCGGCAACAACCUCUUCGGCUCCCACCGCAAAGCCCCCGUCUUCAUCUUCUCCCAAUUCUCCUCCUCCAAAUUAGGGUUUAACGGCUCCAGGGUUUCCGACAUGGCCCGCUCCGGCCUCUCCUUCAAAGCCGAGCAAUUCAGAGACACAGACACCGCCGGCGACGAAGAAGGUAACGAACAAGCCGAUGACGAAAUCGAUGACAAAGAUACCAAUUCAGAAAUCGACAAUCGGAUUGUGGAUUUGCAAUUCUUCAUCCGAGGAUUGGAGCUUGGUCAACGCGACGUGGCGGCCUUGUUCUUCCUUGUGAGCUUUCUAUCCGCUGCUUACGGCUGGGUGAUUCUAGGGUUUCUGGUGACGUAUUCUUGGGUUCUGGGCAUUGUGUUCACCACAGUUGUAAAUGAUCUGAUUGGGAGGUUCAAUUCGUUUAUCGGUCUGGUCUGGGACGGGUCUAGAUUAGGAGUCAAGAGAUUAUCCGGCUUCAUUUUGAUGAGGUGGGCCGUGAGGGAUGCACUCACUCAGCUUCUCGGGUUGUGGUAUUUCGGAGAGAUUGAGGACCAGUACUCUUUUUUCAAGCUGUUUAUCAGGUUGAAGCUGAUGCCCUUCUCUGUUAUGCCUCCCUGGAUUCGAGGCUUCGAGAAGGAGAUAUCCGGGUUUCUGUUGAUGUGGAUAUUUGUGGAUACGGUCGUGGCGUUUGUGUUUGCUGUGGAUGCUUGGAUUGCGAUAGUGGAUUCCAGGAAGAGUGGGAAGGAGAUUGUGAAGGAGGGUCUAUCGUUUGCUAAGGUGUUUCAGUCGACUAUGGAAGUGUACUUUAUGGUGGCAUGGUUGAUAUUUUACUUUGCGGCGAGGGCGAGGUGUAGGGAUGCUAGCUCACAGGGGGAUAGAAUCGGAGCACUUCAUUGAGGGGCCUUUUGAUGAUACCUGGCAUUAAUCAGCUGACGGUACCUCUUGCAGGCUUGGAUUGUAAACACGACAUUGCUGGUAAUUAUUCAGUGCUCUGUGUGUGUUCCUGUUUAGGAUUUCCUGAUAUUCAGCGCUGCCAUUGUUUGCUUUGGUUGCUAGACAGUGUUGUUGUAUGUACUUUACCACAAGGCAAUAUACUAGUGUAUUUCUUGCACAAGAAUCCUUCAUGUGUAAAUGAUGUUGCAUUCAUUGCUUUGAUUUCCUGCAGAACAUGUGAUGACCAUGAUGUAAGCAACCAGAGUCUGUCAUUGUAAGAAUUUAG
Molecule: messenger RNA, 1253 nt
Organism: Fragaria vesca subsp. vesca
Lineage: Eukaryota; Viridiplantae; Streptophyta; Magnoliopsida; Rosales; Rosaceae
Exons: 2
Coding region: 131-931 (266 amino acids)
Source: RefSeq, a predicted model, not a curated record